Molecule: messenger RNA, 1763 nt
Organism: Tachysurus vachellii
Lineage: Eukaryota; Metazoa; Chordata; Actinopteri; Siluriformes; Bagridae
Product: UDP-glucuronosyltransferase 2C1-like
Exons: 6
Coding region: 82-1686 (534 amino acids)
Molecular function (GO): UDP-glycosyltransferase activity
Source: RefSeq, a predicted model, not a curated record
GAACACUUCCAUACAUGUGGACGUUUGCAGGAGCUCUGGCUUGUUUCUCGUGUGAGAUAGAAGGCUGAUCGUCCUGUCAUCAUGAGGGCAUGUGGGAAAGCAGCUCUCUGCUUCCUGUUCCUACUCGGUCUGAUUCAGACACCGUUGUGUGUGACAGCUGGGAAAAUCCUCAUCUGGCCUUCAGAAUUCAGUCACUGGCUUCACAUGAAAACAAUCAUAGAUGAGCUUAUAGUGAGAGGACACAAUGUGACCAUUGUUACCCACAGUGCUACACCGUUUCUACUGAAAGACCAGUCUCUGGGCUACAACAUGGAGAUCAUACAGGUGCCUCACACCAAGAAGGACAUUAUGGACAACUUGGACAGGAUUUUAAAGUCUUGCAUGUACGACAUACCAAAUAUCAACAUGAUUCAUGCUUUUUUGAAGCUUACUGAAGGCAUUGACAUUAUGACGGAGCAGAAUAAAGCAUUAUGUAGAGAACUUUUUGCACGUGAAGAUCUGCUGGAGAAGUGGAGAAAGGAAAAGUUUGAUGUUCUUCUGACAGAUCCUGUGACCGCAUGUGGUGAACUUCUUGCACAGAAGCUCAAUCUUCCCUUCGUCAUGAGUACAAGGCCAUUUUUUGCUAAUUUUAUGGAGCGACACUGUGGGCAGCUGCCGGCUCCACCGUCCUAUGUCCCUGCAUUUGGCAUAGGCUAUACAGAUCGCAUGGAUUUCCUGCAGAGAGUGACAAAUAUUUUGUUUAUUGCCUUUCAUGAUAUAGUGGUUAACUUCAUGAUGAUGGCAAAAUGGGAUCCAUUCUUCACAGAAAUCAUGGGCAAACCCACAACACUAUGUGACACCAUGAGCAAAGCUGACAUCUGGUUAAUCAGAACUUACUGGGAUUUUGAAUAUCCACGGCCGCUCCUACCAAACUUUAAAUUUGUUGGUGGAUUACACUGCAAACCUGCAAAACCUCUACCAAAAGACAUGGAGGACUUUGUCCAGAGCUCAGGAGAUGAUGGUAUUGUGGUGUUUUCAUUGGGGUCCAUGAUAAAAAACCUCACCAAAGAGAGAGCGAACAUCAUCGCUACAGCGCUCGGACAGAUUCCCCAAAAGGUCUUGUGGCGAUACACAGGUGAGAAACCAGAAACUCUUGCUCCUAAUACAAGACUCUAUGACUGGAUUCCUCAGAAUGAUUUACUAGGACAUCCUAAAACCAAGGCCUUCAUCACCCAUGGUGGGACUAAUGGAAUAUAUGAAGCUAUUUAUCAUGGAGUUCCCAUGGUGGGCCUGCCGCUGUUUGCUGAUCAGCCUGACAAUAUAAAUCACAUGACAACCAAAGGCGCUGCUGUGAUGCUUGACUUCAACAAAAUGAGGUCCAAGGACUUGAAGCAUGCUCUCGAUGAUGUCAUUAACAAUCCAUCCUACAAGGAGAGUAUGAUGAGGCUAUCCCGAAUCCACCACGACCAACCGAUGAAGCCGCUAGACCAGGCCGUGUACUGGAUCGAGUAUGUGAUGCGCAAUAAAGGGGCCAAGCACCUGAGGGUUGAAGCCCAUAACCUCACGUGGUAUCAGUACCACUGCUUGGACGUUGCUGUCUUUUUGCUUUCUGUAAUUGCGUUAGUCGUGUUCAUCUUUGUAAAAACAUGCGGAUUGCUCUUCCGGAAAUGUUGCAGAAAGACCUCAGCAAAGAGCAAGAAAGAGUGAAGCAUCUGUAUAUGAAUGUGUUAUAAGCAUAGUAUGUAUAGUGUGGUUUGCUUUUUAAAUAAAAUUUUAAAAACAAA